UCUAAUCCAACUUAAACAUAACAAAAACACUUAAGUAAUAGAAUAAGCUGUUAAGCGGCGCGCCGAUCCAUUGCAAUCCAAAUCGUUCAAAGGCAUUUCGAAAAGAAAGCCCAGCAGAAGCAACUUAGAAGCAACGGGAACAGAGCAGUAUAGGGAAGUAGUCCAUAUAUAUAUAUAUAACCUCCUGUUAACGCUAGGAUACUACCAUUUAAGCUGUAAAACUAUGUACAUUUGAAAAGAGAAAGAUUAUCUAACUACGCAAGCAACUGUGAGCCGUGAAAAUCAGUAAACUAGAGAGGAAAGAGAACCUAAAUCAGACUAAAGAGGCAUUAUAUAGCAGGCAGGUGGGGGGAACUAAAGUGGCACAGAGUCGCAAUACCGACGUAACACUGUACAUAGCUAGAUUACACAAACCGAACCCAAAUCCAAAUCCAAUCCUUGUCACAAGCCGAAAGAAGUUAUCGCGAUGAACGCGCGCUCGCAGGUCUUCGAUCUGACCAUGGAGGGUCGUCAGGUGGACGAGGCGGUGGCCACCAUCUUCCACACCGUCCUCUUCCACCGCUGCCUGGGCAAGUACAUGUACACGGGCGACGCCCAGUACUCGAUCGGCACGGUAGGCUACACGGACGUCGACUGCAACUUCAUCGACUUCACCUACGUGUGCUGCACCUCGGACAGCCUCACGCACAAGGUGAAGCGGGCCAUCAACUCGUUCAGCGAGAAGUUACGCUCCAACGAAAGCUGCGGCUCCGGCCAGAUCAGCCUGGAGUUCUUCCAAAAGAAGAAGAACCGCUGGCCCUUCCCGCAGGAAUCAAUCCCGUGGGAGGUGUGGACGGUACACCUGGACCUGAUCAAGCACGAGAACGAGGACGAGCGGCAGCUGUGCCGCGAGAAUGUCUCCGAUCUCCUCACCGAAAAGGUCAUUUACAUCACCGAGCUGAUGAACCGACACGACUACGUGCCCAAGACGCCCAGCCAGAGUGAACUGGACCUGAUCUUCGACACAUCUUUUCCGGACGUGCAGCCGUAUCUGUUCAAAUUCGACUACUCCACUUCGGGCUCGGCUGCUCCGUCCAUGGGCAAUGCCAUGAAAAAGAUCAUCAAGGAGACGCUCGCAAUGUGACGGGCUGGCGGAGAAAGGAUCAUCAGCGAGUUUAUUUAUUUGAAUUUUUUUUCAAUCGUUUUCGCAUAAUGUAGUUACUGCUACUUAGAGCUUCAUUGGCGAUUUCUCUAUCAUUUACAAGGGUGAUAAGAUAACAUACCAAGUAGUCAAAGAUUUAUAGCAUGUCCCUGCUGAACUAGAAUGUUAUAUGCAAAGGCUCUUUAUUUCUAUAUUCUGUUGUUCAGUUGUUAUGGCAUAGUAAUUUAAGUCCUGGACACUCGGACCAAUGCAGGAUUUAAAGCAGGACGAAAAGAUGUGUAGAUAGCCGUGUAUAGACAGAGGCAGAUGGAUACACAGUCCAUGGAUGUUCAAUUGUCAAUUUAGGCUACCAUUUGUGACCCCACCAAACUUUCCUUGCUCCAAGUCAAAGGUGAAGCACUAGCCUUCAUGUGUAACUACUAUACAAACGCUGUAUCAUUUCGAUUAUCCAUGCAAAACGUUCCAAAAGCAAGCUUGGAGCUCCACUAGCAAGCAAUUACCUGUCAGCAGAGCAAAUAUAUCGUGUUAAUCCUAAUCCUAAUCCUAAUCGCCAGUGUAGAUAAUGGAAAAGAAGUAGAUGAAAGCUAAGAAUAUAUGCGGUGUGCGAGGGGAAGAGAGAGGAACGAUGAGAAAAACAACCAUAAUGAACCAACCAUCUAAUUAUGAGAUCGUGGCACGUAGCGGUGAAGCGGUAGAGAUGUAUGUAUAAAAGAUUGUGAUUGUACUUGUAGUGAUUAAACGAUAGUACCGACUCUAUGUAUCCAUAGAGAUCCAAUAUAUAGAUGUGUAUGUAUGUAAAUCAAUGUUUAUCUGUAUGUCCAAGCUAUAAAAGUAAUCGAUAAAUGUACUUUACGACUUAACUAAUAUUGUAAAAUCGAAUUAAGCAGAAUAAAUCCUUUGAAUCACACGUUCAAAGUAGAAAUGUAA
This is a messenger RNA of Drosophila gunungcola (fruit fly), 2068 nucleotides long. It is a transcript of the gene Atg101, whose product is annotated as autophagy-related protein 101. Gene Ontology annotation, cellular component: phagophore assembly site. Gene Ontology annotation, biological process: autophagy; autophagosome assembly. The transcript has a single exon. The record is from RefSeq and is a predicted model, not a curated record. Bases 467 to 1123 code for a protein of 218 amino acids. Lineage: Eukaryota; Metazoa; Arthropoda; Insecta; Diptera; Drosophilidae.